AUGUCCUCGACCCUGAGCAGGUGGAACUUGGAAGACGCUCUGUUCCGCGAGCUCACCACGCAGGCUGCUGCAGGCGACAUCCCUCAAGCGAAGGUUACGCUCUCCGCAUGGCCAGGGAUCGUCACAGGUAUCGACUAUCAUGAUCUGAACCUCAAGAAUGACAACUCGAAGAUCGUACGUGUUGUCGCUCCCGUUCUCUUCAAUCUUGUCAUACUCACUGGCCGCCCUGAAGACGUGCAUCAUCGACUGGGAGUUCACCACCGCACGCCCGAUUUGGGCGUGCGCGCACGUCUCCGCCUUCCUACAAUCUUCGCCCUUCAACGCAAACUUCUCUUCCGCGCGACCAUCGAGCGCCUCGCCCGCUCCCCUAAUGUGCUCAUGAUCCACGGCCGUCCCGUGCUCAUCCCGCUCGCCGACCUUGCCUGCUUCUGGCUGCACCACGAGGCGACCGGCAUGGCUCGGCGUGAAGGCGGUGCUCGUCCUCGGCCUCAAGUCGCGACCAUCGGGACCACGAACACGGGCGCGAUGGACCGCGUCGACGAGAUCGGGCAAAUCCUGAAAGACUACCCCUUCAUCUGGUUGCACGUCGACGCCGCGUGGGCCGGCAUAUCCUUUGCUUGCCCCGAGUACUGCGAGCAGAGCCAGCUCGCUGCCAUCAACGAGCACGCAAAGUCGUUCUGCACCAAUUUCCACAAGGGCCUCGUCAACUUCGACGCGACCGCACUCUGGGUCUGCCAGCGCCACGACCUGAUCGACGCGCUCGACGUCACCCCCGCGUUCCUACGCACGAAGCAGUAUGAUGCCGGUCAGUCGCUCGCCUGGAGGAUGCUCCACACCCUCGAGAGAGGAGCUGUCGCGCUGGUUGAGCGUCACGUCGAGUCGUCCCCUGAGGUCUGUGCGGACCUACAGGCGGCGCUAAAGGCGUCCCUCAAGGAUGCCCCCGUGCGUGGAGUCUCCCAGAACGUCCAACUCAAAGUCUGGCACGAAUGCAUUUUCCCCUCGCUUCGCCCUCAGCCCAUGCUGGCGAGGAUUUGCGCACACCAAUCCUACCUCACGCCCCUCCCACGGGAAGACCGCUCCGCAGUCGUCCGCCUCCUCCCAGGCUGCCAUCCCAACCAUAUCGAAACAGGACGCCACACCGUGCCCUACACGGGCAGCUCGGAGGACCGCCUCUUCCGCUUCUGCGCUCACGACGCCGUGGAGACGGAGCUCCAUGUGCCCCUCGGCUGCGACGGGCUGGACAUCUCCGAGGCCCGGGAUGAGCAUCUGGUGGCGCCAGAGGAACGGCAACUGCACGUAUACCGGGUCUGGGAAUCGGAGGGCGACACGACAUUCCUGGCGGGCCGCCGUGGCUGGCGGCCGACGAGGCGGUCCGUCUUUUUGGGCAUGUGGGUCUGCUGGGCUUUUGAGAGGUGUGCGGCAAUCCCACCGUGA
Molecule: messenger RNA, 1434 nt
Organism: Epithele typhae
Lineage: Eukaryota; Fungi; Basidiomycota; Agaricomycetes; Polyporales; Epitheliaceae
Product: pyridoxal-dependent decarboxylase conserved domain-containing protein
Exons: 8
Coding region: 1-1434 (477 amino acids)
Biological process (GO): carboxylic acid metabolic process
Molecular function (GO): carbon-carbon lyase activity; pyridoxal phosphate binding
Source: RefSeq, a predicted model, not a curated record